AUGAAGGACUUCGAAGAAUGGCUGCAUAAAGCGGAGAAGACCUUCAAUGUCAUUAAGGAAGAUAUCGGUACCGACCCAGAGUCUUUAAAUGUGCAAGCCAGACAGAUUAAAAUGUUCAAAGAUGAAGUUAAUGAACACAAACCAGAAUUAAUGUCUCUCAAUGAAGAAGGUCAAAAGGUCAUUGAUAAUGGAAAGGAUUGCAAAAAGAUGUUAGCUGACUUCCGUAAAACUACCCUACCGAAAGAAUUCAACGAAACAUUCGUGGAAGAACCUGCAACUAACAUCACACGAAUCAAACUCGUCAACAUCAAUGAAAGAUACGAGAAACUGAGUCAGUUAUUUGCUCAGCAUCUAGAGAAGUUGAACACUCUAGAGGAGAAACACCAGAAAUACCACGAUGUGUUGUCUGAGUUAGUGCCAUGGCUUGAAGACACUGAGAAGAUUGUUAACAAGCAAGCUAGGGAGCCUGUUGCCUCAGAGCCAAAGAAGAUGCAAAAGCAGAUUGCGAAAUCAAAGAGUGUAAGUGAUGACAUCAUUGCUCAUGGCGUUGAGGUUGAGAGAGCCCAUGAUACUGGUGAGGACUUGGCCGAACAUCAACCGGAAAUCAAGCCAGAAGUAGAAGGACAACUCUCUGAGAUUGACGAGAAGUACCACCAAGUUGAAUACAUGUCAACUGAUAGAGUGCUGCAAGUUGACAUUGACAGUCAUAAACCAAGCGUGGACACCAUCCAAGAGGCAGCUUCAAAACUAGUAUCUCAAGGUGAACCUUCUGCGACAAAGCCGCUGCAAGUGAAACUUGACAGUCUUAGUGAUCGAUACCAGCGGGCCAGUGAUAAAAUCGAAAGGUGGGCCGACUAUCUGCAGUCUGAUCUUGAUCAUCUUUCCGAUCUUCUGAAAGACGUUGAGGAACUUGAAGACUGGUUGGUACCAGCGCUUGAGGAUCUCCAGUCACCCAAAGUUGACAAACUCAACCCGACCGAACUUGGCAAGAAAUUGACCGGAGUAAGCCAUGAGGUUGACACUCAUCGUCCACUGUAUAAGAAGAUUAAACAGCUUGGACAUGACAUCGUUAAAGAUCCACAAGCUACCGACACAUCCAUGGUGUCCGAAAUCUUGAAGAACGUUGACAAGAAUUGGGAUGCUUUGGAAGACACACUUGACCGAAGAAAUAAGAAGCUUCAAGACAAAGAGAAAACGUACAAGAAGUUUAGCAAGACUACUAAAGAUGCUGACGAUUGGUUGGGUACCAUGGAAACCAAGUUUGAAGACUUGGAACCCGCCACUCAUGAGAAACCUACACUAGAAAAACAAAUUGAGGAACAAAAGCCAAUCCAGAAGGAAGUUGAAAAUUACAAACCUAAGAUUGAGGAAGUUAAAACGAUUGGUUCACAUUUGGAUACUCUGAAUGAACCUGAUGAAGCAGUUACCAUGGCAGCACCAGUACGUAGGAGUGCCUUGAUAGCGGAACCAGAUACACUAGGAAAGGUCACCAGGAAACCAACUGUGGUUGCACCAGGUGAUCUUCUCAAAGGUCCAACAGCCGCUCAGAACAAAGUUGCGGAUAUCACAGAGAGGUACGACUCUCUUGAACAUAAACUGGACGACCGACAAACGUCUUUAAUGGACAACCUUAGUGUUGCAACAGCUCUGGAAGAGAAGACAGAUGCCUUGGAAGACGUGAAGAGUUGGAUUGGUGAUGUAGAAAAAGUACUGAAAGAAGAGAAACCAAAGACGGAUGAUUCUGAUAAACUGAAAGAUCAGAUGGACAAAGAAAAGGCCCUACAAGAGGAUAUUCGUGAUCACCGUGGUGAAGUUCAUUCAGCUGUCAAAGGAGCUGAGGUGUUCCUGGACAACAGUAGAGACAAUCUAACACCAGAUCAGCAAUCCGGUUUACUGAGAUUGUCGGACGAUGUAAAGACUGGAUACGACAAACUCGCGGAUGUAUCACAGGACAACAUACGAAAAACACAGGCUGCUAUAAAUGAUGCGGAGAAACGUAUGAAGGAGAAGAUUGCUGUGGAAGCUAAAUGCAAAGAACAGACAAGUCACAUUGCUAGCAUGCUGGACUGGAUAAAAACAUCAAAAGAAAAGCUGGGAUCUCAGCAACCUAUGUUUGAGGAAGUUCAACCUUUGACCUCGCAGCAAAUGGGGAACAAGGCUAUUCAGGAAGAUGUCAUUGAGCACCAAGAACCGAUAACUGCCACCAUUCAAUCAGCUCAGCUUCUACUUGAAAAGGAGGAAGACAAACUCAGUGACACAGACAAGGAAGAACUACAAAAGGUUCUUGGAGAUUUGAAAACUAGUUACGAUGUCCUCCUCACUCAGUCGGAAACAAGAGUCAAGAAAUUAGAAACGGCAUCAGAAGAACUCAUCAAAUUUGAAGAGGAUCAUGACACUUUCAGGGAAUGGCUCGGUGAUGCUGAAAAUACCCUCUCUGACAUAACAAAGGAGUUGGGUCGGACUCCCGAAGCUGUCAAGGAACAAGUUGAAAAGAUUAAAGAGUUCGCUAAGGAUGUUGAGAAACAUCGCGAGGAGAUGAAUAAUGUGAAUGAAGAAGGACAGAAAGUCAAAGAGGUUGCUCAGGAAUACAAGAAAGACUUGUCUGAGUUCCGUAGCUCAACUCUUCCGAAGCAGUUCAACAAAGAGUUCACGGAGGCACCUCAGCAGAGCGUCAUCAAAGACAAACUCACUAAGACUAAUGAGGAUUACAACAAACUGGCAACUGAAAAUAAACAACAGGUCGAGAAACUUCACGAUGUUCUGGAGAAGCAUAUUGCUUUGAAGUAUGCAGUGGAUGAGGUGUUGCCAUGGCUACAGACGCAGGAAGAGGAGUUAACUGCUCUCGUGACGAAGCCUAUUGCAGCAGAUCCUGCAGCAGUGCAAGUUCAGAUUGAAGAGUUGAAGAAUCUGAAUGAUGCUGUAAUCUCACAAGCACCUCGCGUUGACAGAGUGCUGGAAACUGGUCAUGAACUUGUCGAGGUCCAGUCGGAAAUGAAAUCGGACGUUGAUAAGCUGAUAACUGAUGUGACUGAUAAAUACAAGGCGAUAGAAUCACAGGUGACGGAUAGAUGCAACGUAUUGCAGACUGCACUGACCGAAUCGCAAGGUGUCCAAGAUGGACUUGAUACACUCCUGACGUGGUCAAGUGAUUUGCAUGAUAGGAUUGAACAUCUUGUUGCUACACCAGUUGUGGUUAAGAAAGAUCCACUCACGGCACUGUCACAGCAACAAAAGGUUUUACAGUCUGAUUUGGAGAGCCACAAACCAAGCAUUGAAGCGUUGAAUACCUCAGCUGCCAAAUUAAUGAAAGAGAGUCCACCAGAUGCAGCCAAGACGAUCCAGGACAAACUUGAUGAUCUGAAUGUGAAGUUCUACAAGGAGGAAGAGUUGGUCAAGAAACAUGGUGACUAUGUACAGAGUCGUCUGGAUAAGUUAGCGCAAUUUAUAAAUGAGGCAGACAAACUUGAAGACUGGCUUUUACCGACUCUAGAAACUUUGGAAGGUGUUGAGUUGGAUAAGUUGGAUUUACCGCAGGUAGAUGAAAAACUGAAGAAUGUUGCAAGUGAGACGAAAUCUAAAAAACCUGAAUUCGAGCAGGUGAAAAAACAUGGAGACGAACUUCUGAAAGAUCCAAAAGCUAAUGACACUGAACAAGUCUCUGAAAUUCUCAACAACGUGAACAAGAACUGGGAAGCAUUGCAAGAUGCAUUGGAUAUGAAACGAAGACAGGCGGAUGACAGACAGUAUGCUAAGCAAAGAUUUGUCAGUGCCCACAAGGUUGCGACAAAAUGGCUAGAUGGAAUGGAUGAAAAAGUAGACGAAUUUGAACCAGCAGCAUAUGAUGUGUAUAAAAUACAGGCACAGAUAGAAGAAAACAAGCCAUUGAUGAAGGACUAUACAGAAUUUCAGCCCAAGAUUCUCCAGGUUGCUGAGUUGGGUAAAGAACUAGAUGCAAUAUCCCAACCUAAAACACAGGCCACCAUUGUACCACACAGACGGUCUUCAACUCUGGCAAGCCUUCCAGAUGAGGAAAUCACACCAAUUGCUGUAACACAAGUACAAGCCACUCCAGCUAAAGAUUUUCUCAGAGGUGAGAGUUGUAUGAAAUAA
Messenger RNA from Saccoglossus kowalevskii, 4110 nucleotides. It is a transcript of the gene dst, whose product is annotated as dystonin. Gene Ontology annotation, cellular component: cytoplasm; intermediate filament; membrane. Gene Ontology annotation, molecular function: calcium ion binding; microtubule binding; structural molecule activity. The record is from RefSeq and is a predicted model, not a curated record. Gene Ontology annotation, biological process: intermediate filament cytoskeleton organization; wound healing. NCBI's taxonomy places the organism in Eukaryota, Metazoa, Hemichordata, Enteropneusta, Harrimaniidae.